Populus euphratica (Euphrates poplar) is the source of this 776-nucleotide messenger RNA. RefSeq lists its product as uncharacterized. NCBI's taxonomy places the organism in Eukaryota, Viridiplantae, Streptophyta, Magnoliopsida, Malpighiales, Salicaceae. The transcript has a single exon. The coding region runs from base 158 to 583 and encodes 141 amino acids. The record is from RefSeq and is a predicted model, not a curated record.
AUAUAAACUAUACCAACGGUUUUCAACUUUAAAUGGUAAUCUCUUGAAUCAGGAGGGCGGUGGAUUGGAGUCAAGUCCUACCCUUAUCAUCGAUUUAACAAAUCUAUCUGCCAGCCUAUAUUCAGUCUUCGAGAUUUUCAUCUCACAAGUCUCAAAAAUGAAGGUUCUCACUAACAUUUUUCUUUUAGUAAGCCUGGCCAUAGGCAUCAUUUUCAUGUCAACAUAUCAACCAGAAUAUUUCUAUGGACUAGAGUACGAUGUUCGUGUCAUCAAUGGGUUUAGAAACAACUCAUCACUGCCACUGGUCAUAUGGUGCUCAUCAAACAAUGAUGAUCUCGGCGGACGUGCCCUCCAGGAAGGUGAUGAUUUCAGUUGGAGCCUGAAGACCAGCUUCUGGGGCACUACUCAUUUCUUGUGCACCAUGAAGUGGGAUGCAAUGAGGAGGAAAUUUGAUGCCUUUAAGGUUCCAAGGGAUCUUCAGCGUUGCAGCCUUUUCAGGAAGUGCUCUUGGUCGGUGAGAGAGGAUGGGUUCUAUUUCAGCAAUGAUGAAGUAAACUGGAAGAAAGACUUCUCAUGGUUAUAAUUAUAUGUUUUCAUUUUCUGGGCAACAUGGCUUCUUUGCUGUUGCUAAAAUCAUUAAUCAUGUACUUUCGAGGAUUUGCAAAUCUAAAGAUGCAAUAGUCAUCAGCAUUUGGCAAUAUAUAUGUUAGCAAUAUUGCAGUAGUCAUGUUUAUUGCAGGAGAGUAUUAUUAAUAGAAAUUCUCAACUUUGUUUUU